AUGCAAAGCGGGCAGAGAAAGCAGGCUAAUAGUCAAGUUACGGUCAACACAGAGACGAUCCGCGUUCCCUACCUGGGGGGAAUCGAGGCGGCAUACCAAAUGUCUCGAGAGUAUGAUUCUAUGAAGCCGACUGUUGUCUUCGUUAAUGCCUUUACCACCUCUUCGGAGCCUUACCGCGACUAG
This is a messenger RNA of Penicillium oxalicum, 183 nucleotides long. RefSeq lists its product as uncharacterized. The record is from RefSeq and is a predicted model, not a curated record. Lineage: Eukaryota; Fungi; Ascomycota; Eurotiomycetes; Eurotiales; Aspergillaceae. Bases 1 to 183 code for a protein of 60 amino acids. The transcript is spliced from 2 exons.